AGGAAGUCACUCUGGAAACGCCGGAAGACAUACCGGGGAACAGGCAAGCUUGGUGAAAGCUAAGUUGAAGUAUUCUGAAGUUGGACUAUGGCGCUUGGAGACUGUUGGAAGCAGCUGACCUGGUUUUACUACCAGUACCUCUUAGUGACAGCGCUGUACAUGCUGGAACCCUGGGAGAGAACGGUGUUCAACUCUCUGCUGAUCUCCGUGGCUGCCAUGGCCAUCUACACUGGCUACGUCUUCAUGCCGCAGCACAUCAUGGCCAUCCUCCACUACUUUGAGGUUGUCCAGUGAGCCGUCUCCUCUGGCGUUCCACUAAUCCAGCCUGUCAUCCAUCCGCCUACCACAUCCUCCAACAGCCCUCUGUUUUUCUCUGCUUGGAUACACGUCUUUGGUUGAAGUCGUACUGUUGCAGAACUUCUCUCCUCAUGGAAUCCAGAUCAAAAGUGGAACCUGGGGUCACUGUGCUGGAGGCCAUGUAAGACUACAUCCAACCGCUGUGAGAGCGGACAUUGUAAGCAGUGUUUUACUUGGAGGAGAAGUGCUUCGUUUCAGCUGAUGUUUGUUUUUUCACUUUGACUCAAGUGCACUUUACUGUUGGAGUGAUGUGUCUUUUGUUGGACUGUACUUUGUUUAGUUGUUUAACUGACUGAGCAGGAUGAGAUCUUUAGAUCUGGAGCUUUCCACCUCCUGUGAUGAAGCUCAGCAACCUGAUCUGGACAAUUAAAUCAUAUGCAGCAUAAAGCCUCUCCAGAGAGCCUGUUAGCUCUGUUACAGCUAGUUAACAGCAAGCAGUUUUAGCACCAUAACACAUGAUACUGUAGUUAUCUUUGUGGCACACAAUCCUUAAUAUAGAUUUUUUUAUUAUUUUAUCUUCUAACUUUCCUUUCAGACUCAUUAUUUUUAGUUAUAUUUUACCUUUUUUAUCUGAUUUUUUAAUUUUAUUUUUUUUGGAACUAAUAAAGUAGAUGGUUGCGAUACUCUGCAUCCCAAAAUUAUAGUUCACUUAUUGAGCAUAAAGAAACAAUCAGCAAAAGUUUUAACAUUUUUCUAACCAUUAUGACUUUUUUGAUUCUUAACUUCAAAUCUAUAAACGGACAAUAAAUAUAUGUAAAAUUAAUUCCACUAAUCACAACUUUGAUAAAUUCUAGCUCUUGAGUCAAGCUCUUCCUAGAUGAGUUAUAAACUGUAAAAAGCAGACAAAUUUCUUUACAGGCAAUAGAUCUAGAAAAUGUGUUGCAAUGAAAUGAUUGUGAAAAUCUGAUUGUAAAGAACAAAAACAUCUCUAAUUUUCCUGUAACUCAAGAUAUGCUUUUUAAUAGAUACUUUCUAUUUAUGUUUGUAAUGUAAAAAAAAAAAGUUAACCCUCCCGUGGUCCAUUGAACCCCUCAAGCUUUGGACCCUGUACCCAGUCCGGUGGGAUUGCAGUGACCAUGUGUGCGCUUCCCCGUUGUCUGUCCUGGCAAGACCGCAGGAGGGUUAAACAAUUCAAGGUUUAGGUUGUUUUUCAGUUUUCCUUUAUUGUUCAUUCCAGAGAUUUAACUGUGGUUUUUAAUCUCUGAAAUGCUUCAACCAAUCCUCAGGCACAUUGUGAGCAGCAGUUAUCUCCAUCCCCAUUUUAAUUGACCAAAAUUUGAUCCAAUUUCUGGAAAUUGGUCUAAAUUUUCACAAGGUUUGUGAGAAUUUGGGGUCUAUUCUCAAUCCAGUGCAGCUCCUUAUAUACAAGCUCAGUGGACCAUAACAAUCUGUUCCUCCAGCACUUGAUCAAUACAUGCAGGAAGGAUUUACUGGACUGUCGAAAGGAAGGUUUAGUGGGAAAGAAAAUCAGUCAAAAUAAGGCCUAAUCUAAUUAGGACAAAGCUAAUUUGUCCUUAUAACAAAAUAUUGGAUAUCCUUUUUAUAUUUUGGUUGCAUUUAUUAGCAACAUAAACUCUCACUGCCACAGCUAACACUUUCUCCUGCUAAAAUAUGUACUUUUCUUGAAUGUAUAUAUCUUGUAUACAUAUUUGUAAAGUUUUGCAGUCAGAUAAUUUGACUUAACGAGAUGUUUUGGUGAAGUAAUACAAUUCUAUAUAUCUGAAAUGAUUAAACCUGUACUUGUUUUACCUUC
Messenger RNA from Poeciliopsis prolifica (blackstripe livebearer), 2110 nucleotides. RefSeq names its product serine palmitoyltransferase, small subunit A (gene sptssa). Bases 88 to 294 code for a protein of 68 amino acids. Gene Ontology annotation, molecular function: serine C-palmitoyltransferase activity. The transcript is spliced from 2 exons. NCBI's taxonomy places the organism in Eukaryota, Metazoa, Chordata, Actinopteri, Cyprinodontiformes, Poeciliidae. Gene Ontology annotation, cellular component: serine palmitoyltransferase complex. Gene Ontology annotation, biological process: ceramide biosynthetic process. The record is from RefSeq and is a predicted model, not a curated record.